Hemiscyllium ocellatum (epaulette shark) is the source of this 1738-nucleotide messenger RNA. It is a transcript of the gene pex11a, whose product is annotated as peroxisomal biogenesis factor 11 alpha. The transcript is spliced from 3 exons. The record is from RefSeq and is a predicted model, not a curated record. Lineage: Eukaryota; Metazoa; Chordata; Chondrichthyes; Orectolobiformes; Hemiscylliidae. Gene Ontology annotation, cellular component: peroxisomal membrane. Gene Ontology annotation, biological process: regulation of peroxisome size; peroxisome fission. Bases 85 to 834 code for a protein of 249 amino acids.
GUUCCCUCUAGGUUCAAAGGUUCUCUUUCACAAUUAAUCCCAGGUCCAAGAAAUUCAGCUCUUUGCUGCUUCCCCUUUCUUGCUAUGGAUUCUUUUGUGAAAUUUACUUCUCUCAGCCAAGGCAGGGAGAGAAUCUUCAGAACCAUUCAGUAUGCAUGCAUGUUACUUAAUUAUCUAAUUCACAAGAAUGAUAGCAACAAGGAGCUGGUUUCAAAGCUCAAACAGUUGGAAUCUAACAUGAGUUCAGGACGCAAGUUAUUCCGACUGGGCAACACAGUGGAUGCAGUUCAGGCAGCCAGAAGAAACAUACACCUUUCAGACCCAAUUCUUCGAUUUUGCCUUACCAUCAUUUCUCUCAGUCGGGCUGUGUACUUCAUUUGCGAUAAUGUUCUCUGGAUGGGAGCAGUGGGACUUGGUGGUAUUGACAAGGAGAAAUGGAAUAAGCGGUGCAACCACUACUAUUUCUUCUCAUUGGUUAUCAGUCUGAGCAGAGAUGUCUAUGAGAUUACCCUGCUUCUGAGAGAAGAAGCACUGGCCCAAAAGGGCCACCAGGGCAAAUCCAUAAACCCCCUGAACGCCAAUCAUGUGCAAAGAGACUUUGGCUGGGCAUUAACGAUCAGUUCUGAAGAUUUCUUCAUGCUGCUUUAUCAAAGCCUUAAAAACAACCCCCCUGUAUUACUCGACCUCAUUAAAAACCUCUGUGAUCUAUCCCUACCCUUAGACAAGCUCGGCAUUUUCAGAAUCAAUCCUGGAGUGGUGAGUCUUUGUGGUCUUAUUUCAUCAGUUGUGUCAAUUUUAACUUUGACACACCCAGCACUGAAAUUGAGACCAUAAACAAACCACCUGCACCGUGAACAAAAGUCUUAUUCUUUAAUCAAUUUAUCAGAGAAUUUUUGAAAAAUUAAAUCAAUUACUUUCAAAAUGCAGGCUGUGGAUUCUGAAAGUAAGCAAUCUAAUGUGGUGUGUUUUAAUGUUUUGCCCUCAACAUGACAACUUCAGUUGUUUUCUUGGCUGUGUUUUAGAGUGCCAAAGGUUAAGGCAUUGACUUCCAACAUGUGCUGUUGGUUUUGAACAUUGAACCUUCUUUAUGAAAUCUGCCAUCUACAAACAGGACACUUCUGCACUGAUUCUGGCAUGCCACUCAAUAUUUGAGCAAGCUAAAAUGACCCUAUCUAUAACUUGUGUCCUGACUAGCACAAUGAGAUUAUAAAAACUAAAUAUACCUGCCUCUCUUAACUUAAGCUCUAUAACACUAACGAGUCUGUAUAUGAUGAACAUGAUUCCCCUAUGUCUUUUAAACAUCUGUCACAAGAAUAAAUAGUGUAAGAUUAUUUCCUCUGGCUGGGUAACCACAGAUUGUAGAUUAAGGAUUGCCACAUGAAGAAAAAAAAGGAAGACAUUUUAAAUUCUGUAUAAUACAUUCAAGCAGUUGUUGACAGUGAUAUUGUCUCAAAUGGGUUCGAAUUAAAUAUUUGCAAUGGGAAAGGAUGUGAACUCCAAUUCAUUCCUAGCACUGGCAUAGAUAUAACAAUACAAGUGGACUUUUUUUGUACUAUUUCAAUGAUACAGGCAAUCAGAGAAAACAGAAACACAUAUUGCUGGAAAACCUCAACAGGUCUGGCAGCAUCAAUGGGGAGAAAUCAGAGUUGACACUGAGUUCAGAACUUUUGCAGAAAGGUCGCUGGACCCAAAACUUUAACUUUGAUUCCUCUCCACAGAUGCUGCCAGACUUAGUUUC